Messenger RNA from Galleria mellonella (greater wax moth), 875 nucleotides. RefSeq lists its product as uncharacterized. The record is from RefSeq and is a predicted model, not a curated record. The coding region runs from base 79 to 774 and encodes 231 amino acids. The transcript has a single exon. Lineage: Eukaryota; Metazoa; Arthropoda; Insecta; Lepidoptera; Pyralidae.
UAUCGCCAUAUAACCGUUCGCUCGACUAAACCACAGUCAGUCAUCAGACAACGCAGUUAAUACAACAUCGCAAUCAAAAUGUACCGUCUUAUAAUUCUUCUAACUUUACUAAUAUCUAUCGAGUCACAUCGCCACUGCGGGAGGCACACAUCGCUAUGCCACAGGAGACACCAUGACCGUCACAUGAGAAACCAUGAGAGAUCCUUCGACAGUUUAGCAAGAAGCGUCAUCUCCCUGGAUCGGAGUCUAAACGAGUUAUGUACCGACAAUAACAAUAACAGAAGCAAAGAGAUAUUCAAAACAGACGAGUAUACUAUACAAGUGUCACUGGAAGAUUACGCAAAAGAGAGCAUUGUGGUCAAAAUUAAAUAUCGCGUUUUGUACAUAUACGCAGAGAAAAAGGACGAGUCGAAAUCCAAUUAUUUCGAGCUUAGAGUUUUGCCGGAAAUUGUUGAUGUGCAUAAAGCCACUUGGAAUUACAACGAUGGUGACUUGGAAAUAAUAAUUCAGUACAAAAUGAAUAGAGUUGAUGAAUAUAUAAGAAAUUGUGAGCAAGAUAUUGAUAGCUCGGUGAUUGUAGUUGAAAAUUAUGAACCGGUUAUCGAUUUAAGAAAAGGAAUCGAUCGAGAAGACACAACUGAAGUGUACCCAGAUCGUGUUCGUGAGGAAUCUGAUUCACAAACAGAUGGUAAUGACAAUGGUAUAAAUAAUAUUAAUAAUGUGCCUGAAGAUACGAAUAAAUUUGUUAAAACUGCGAGCGAGACAGUUUACUGACGUGUUACUAUUAAUUUUGUAUAACGCUUUUACUUCAUUAGUGAUUACAAUGCUUACGUAAUUAUUUUGUUUCAAUUAAAUACUUAAAAUAUGUAAAUUAA